Fusarium poae is the source of this 216-nucleotide messenger RNA. RefSeq lists its product as uncharacterized. Bases 1 to 216 code for a protein of 71 amino acids. The record is from RefSeq and is a predicted model, not a curated record. Lineage: Eukaryota; Fungi; Ascomycota; Sordariomycetes; Hypocreales; Nectriaceae. The transcript is spliced from 3 exons.
AUGCUUCGCUUCAUUCAGGCCAGUUCACACAGCACGACCCCUGCUACACCUUCGGUAGCGCACCACAGGCCAUUUGUUCAUUUCAGAGAACACAUUUAUUCCACGGCGCAUCUUCUCACGUAUAUUGUCGUUGAGAUUACUGCUACCGUUCGCUUGCCCACUCGGCUAUCGUUCUUCAACGCCUUCCAUCAACCGUCCUCCGCAGUGCGCGUCUAG